CCUGAAUCCUGGUAUAAUAGUUCUCUAGGGUUUCUGAGCCACCCUCUUUUAAGCAGAGGCGGGCGUCAAGGUUUAGUCUUUAGCCGAAGAGAAGCGGAGAGCUUUCGUUUCCUGGUCUCGCCGUCGCUCUCUCUCUCUCUCUCAGCAACCAUGGGUAUCUCACGUGACUCGAUGCACAAGAGGCGUGCCACUGGAGGCAAGAAGAAGGCUUGGAGGAAGAAGAGAAAGUAUGAGCUCGGUCGUCAGCCUGCAAACACUAAGCUUUCAAGCAACAAGACUGUGAGGCGAAUCCGUGUCCGAGGAGGUAAUGUGAAGUGGAGGGCUCUCAGGUUGGACACCGGAAACUUUUCAUGGGGUAGUGAAGCUGUUACUCGUAAAACACGUCUUCUGGAUGUGGUUUACAAUGCCUCAAACAAUGAACUUGUUAGAACACAAACCCUCGUCAAAGGUGCAAUUGUCCAAGUUGAUGCAGCCCCUUUUAGGCAAUGGUACCUUCAGCACUACAAUGUUGAGGUUGGGAAAAAGAAAAAGAUUGCUGCUGCUAAGAAGGAUACUUCAGAGGAGGCAGAAGCAGCUCCUGUGGAGGAGGCAAAGAAGAGUAAUCAUCUAACCAGAAAGAUUGAGAAGCGUGUGCAAGUUCGUACACUGGACUCCCACAUUGAAGAGCAGUUUGGGGGUGGUAGAUUGUUGGCCUGCAUAUCUUCCCGUCCUGGACAAUGUGGAAGAGCUGAUGGGUACAUCUUGGAAGGUAAGGAGCUUGAGUUCUACAUGAAGAAGCUCCAGAGGAAGAAGGGGAAGGGUGCUGCCGCCACUGCCUAAGCAGUUCAUUCACCAGGCUUUAUCUUUUUGACCAUUUUGUGAAACCUAUCGCUAGCUGGGUCCUUUGUUAUUUAUAUGUUAUUGUGCUAGACAUCUAGUCAUAGUAAUUUAUUGCUCAAUUUAGUGUAGAGUUUGGAUUUUAAUAGAAGUCUGUUCGGACUUCUUCCUGUCACUCCAAACUUCCUUAAACAAUGUAGAAGUAUUAUGGUCAAUUGGAGUUUUCAGAGUCACUAUUUUUAUGAGUUAA
This is a messenger RNA of Rosa chinensis, 1066 nucleotides long. Its product is annotated as 40S ribosomal protein S8. The transcript is spliced from 5 exons. The record is from RefSeq and is a predicted model, not a curated record. Gene Ontology annotation, biological process: maturation of SSU-rRNA from tricistronic rRNA transcript (SSU-rRNA, 5.8S rRNA, LSU-rRNA); translation. Gene Ontology annotation, molecular function: structural constituent of ribosome. Lineage: Eukaryota; Viridiplantae; Streptophyta; Magnoliopsida; Rosales; Rosaceae. Gene Ontology annotation, cellular component: ribosome; cytosolic small ribosomal subunit. The coding region runs from base 151 to 819 and encodes 222 amino acids.